Molecule: messenger RNA, 1970 nt
Organism: Sphaeramia orbicularis (orbiculate cardinalfish)
Lineage: Eukaryota; Metazoa; Chordata; Actinopteri; Kurtiformes; Apogonidae
Gene: slc35g2a
Product: solute carrier family 35 member G2a
Exons: 2
Coding region: 391-1752 (453 amino acids)
Cellular component (GO): membrane
Source: RefSeq, a predicted model, not a curated record
GGAGGAGCAUCAGUUCUCCACCAGAUCCUCAGAGAGUGAUGGACCAUCAGCAGGUCACCACACAAACACACACCGCCUCUUCUUCUUCUUCUUCUGCAGAGUUUGAGGUGAGGUGACCACGCAGGUGCCAAGGUGGUCUAGUCUGGUCUGGUCUAGUCUGGUCUGGUGCGUCCGAGCAGAGGUGCCCUUGAGAAAACACUCCCGACUGCAGCAAGAGGAGGAAAAAAAAAAAGAAGAAUUACCAAAAAAGAACAAAUGGACGAAAAAAUGAGGUGAUGGAGGUGUCGGAGAUGCUCAGGAAAUGAGAGAGGCGUGAAGGGAGUGGAGUUGAACACGGCGCAAAUCUGCUGCUUUUACCGGAAAGCAGGUGUUUGUCUCUGAAGUUUAAUCAUGGAGUCUGCUCAUCUCCUGGGGAGCUCAAAGAAGAGAGUAAAGAUCCAUCCUCAUACAGUCACAGCCAAAUAUGCCACACACACCCCCUACUCUCCUCAACCUGGAGUACACACACACUUCCCUCAACCCGGGGAUGACGGUUACGAUGACGCUCCAUCUUUCGAGGACUUCGGCUCCUUCCUAGAGGAGACGUCGGACAGAAAACAGCUGACAGAGGGUCGCAGGUGGCCUCUGACUCUGUUCGGCUCCAAAGACAAAGACAGGGACACGGCACACAAACUUCAGGCCACUGGGGGAGGAGACGGGGGUGAGGCGGGAGGAAGAGCAGCCAAGGGUUCCGGUAGAGGGGUAGGGGAACAGCUGGCUAGUUUUGGGGAGGCGUCUGUGUCUGCGUCUCGCCUGACCUGGGUGGGGCUGCUGGGCGCAGCGCUGGCUCAUGGCUCGUUGAUUGUUCUGACCCGUGUUUCCUCUGAACGCUUCAGCCUGGGUCCCCUGUUUCUGCUCUUGGUUCGGUCCAUCGUCCAGCUGGCUGCUGUGGCCGUGCCGCUGCACAGGGGGGAGAACCCUUUUGGACCAGAAGGCUAUCGUCUGCGUCUGCUUUUGUACGGCAUCGCCUACUCCCUGUCCCUUUGCUGUGCGUACUCCUCCUUGACUUUUGUCUCCCCUGGAAAUGCCACAACAACCUGGCGCCUCGCGACUACCGCCCUGUCGGCGACUCUGGCCUUCCUGCUCCUGGAGGAGAGGUUAGGGCUGGCCGACGGCAUCACCAUAGCUGCGGGGCUCUGCGGCUUGGGGCUCGUGUUACUUCCUGCGGCAGAUGAGAGCAACACCGAUUCACCCACCGACCCAGUGGUGUUCUGGAAAGGGGCGUUUGGCUGGUCCCUGUCUGCACUGGCCGGGUUGUGGAUGGCUCUGGCGCUGGUUGGAUACCGUUCCCUGAAGGAGCGUGUCGGAGUGGGUACGGCUCUCUUCACUGUCAGCUGGACCGGCUGCCUUCUGACGCCGGCCUCUCUGGCCCUGCUCCAGGAGGGCUGGUCCUGGCCCAUGAGCGUCCCGGCUUGGGGCCUGGUCCUGGCCCUGGUGGCCUGCUCGGUCCUGGCGUUCCUGGGGAUGACGCACGCUCUGACCCGACUCCACCCGGCCCUGGUCUCCGCCUCUCAGAGCCUGGAAGUACCUAUCGCCAUGCUGCUGCAUCUGGCCGUGCUGCCGUUGGCUCCCAGCGCUCCUGAGGUCGUUGGGAACGUGAUGGUCAUCCUGAGCGUCGGGUGGCUUGUGGCAAUGAAACUCCUCCCCUCUCGUGGAAGCAGUCGGCGCCAAAGGGAGGAGUAUGAAGAGAUUCUGGACUCACCCAUCAAGUAGACACAGCUUUGUCCUCUUUUAACACUUCCGUUUUUGUCACGCCACGAGAAUGAUUUAUUGUACAAGUGUUCACUGUACAUAAGAGACUGCUAAAUGUUUACUGGAGCUUUAUCUAUUUUGUAUUUUGUCCUCUUUGCUUUUGGGAAAGUGCCAAUAUUGUGUUGUCUGUUUUAGUGACUUUGUGAUGUGACAUUAAAAUCUCUGAUGAACACAACCCA